ACGCGCUAGGCAGUGUGGGAGAUAGGCCUGAGCCGCCAUUUUCUUGGUCGGGUGGUGAGCUGGGAGCUCCGGGUUGUUCGCCAUGUUAUCCGCCGCGCAGCUGCUGGACGAGUUGAUGGGCCGGGACCGGAACCUGGCACCGGAUGAGAAGAGGUGUAACGUGCGCUGGGAUGACGAGAACGUGUGCAAGUAUUACCUGUGUGAAUUCUGUCCGGCAGAAUUGUUCACAAACACAAGAUCAGACCUAGGUCCGUGUGAAAAGAUCCACGAUGAAAACCUCCGCAAACAGUACGAGAAGAGUUCACGCUUUAUGAAGGUGGGAUACGAGCGCGAGUUCCUGCGCUAUCUGCAGAGCCUGCUUGCCGAGGUGGAGCGGAGGAUACGGAGGGGUCACGCACGGUUGGCUCUAUCCCAAAGCCAACAAGCUGCCGGUGUAAGUGCUGUUGGUCCAGCCGGAAAGAACGAGGAGAAGGUUCAGGUCCUGACGGAUAAAGUCGAGGGUCUGUUGCUGCAGAUUGAGGAGCUGGGAUCCGAGGGGAAGGUUGAGGAGGCGCAGGGAAUGAUGAAACUUGUAGAACAGUUGAAAGAAGAGCGAGAACUUCUCAAGUCUUCCACAUCGACAAUUGAGAGUUUUGCAGCCCAGGAGAAGCAGAUGGAGGUGUGCGAAGUGUGUGGUGCCUUUUUAAUCGUCGGAGAUGCUCAAUCCCGAGUGGACGAUCACCUCAUGGGAAAACAGCACAUGGGUUAUGCCAAAAUUAAGAGCACUGUGGAGGAAUUAAAGGAAAAAUUAAGAAAAAAAUCAGUAGAACCUGAGCGGGAACCGGAUCGGUUAAGGAAAGAACGAGACGACAAAGAUAAAGAUAAAGACAAAGAAAGAGACAGAGACCGAGAAAGGGAAGAGAGGGAAAAGAAGAGGAAACGAGAUGAGGAGGAGAAGGAAAAAGAGAAGGAAAAGGAGAGAGAGAAAGAGAGGGAAAAAGAAAAGGAGAGGACCCGUGAGAGAGAGAAGCGCAAAAGAAGCCGUUCACGUAGCCGAAAUUCCAGCAAACCAUCGGACAGACGAGUCAGCCACUCUCGUGAGCAUAAGAGGUCCCGGAGUCGGGAGAGGAAGAGAAGCAGGAGUAGAGAGCCUCAGAGAAGCCGCAGUCACAAUCGGACAGAAAGGAAACAUCGAUCACGCAGCAGAGACAAGCGAAGGUCAAAGAGCAAGGAACGCAAGUCUUACAAACACAGGAGUCGGAGCCGAGACCGCGAGCGCAGAUCCAAGGAGAGAGAAAAGAGGAGUUCCGACGACAGAAAAAGCAGCAAGUCCGGCAGCCGAGAUGGGCAAAGCGAAUCUCGCAAAUCCGACUCUAAGGAAUUGCCCACCCUGACCUCUGUGAAUGGGUCCAGCGAAGACAUAAAAUCUGAAGGUGACACUCAGUCCAAUUAAAACUGAUCUGAUUUGACCUCUGAUCAGCCGGAGGACUGCAUUGCGAAGAUCAAGGUUGACCUCUCAAGAUGUCUUAAUCGAAGAUGGGCUUUAAAAUGAGGUGACAGAACCUGUAUAAUGAAAAUUUAAAACUCGGUUAGAGUUGGUUCUAAAACCAUUACGUUGAGAACUCGAGUAUUUCUGUAGAGUCGAUUCAGUACAGUCUCUGGUUAAAUGUUGUUGCCCAAAUGUCAGGGCGCAAGAAAAUUAAUUUAAACAAACGCAAGCAAGUGUAACAGCCAUGACUUGCAUAUUAAAUCAGAAGUUUAUUAUUUUUUUUUUAUUUUUUUUUGUUCGGACUUGGAAACACAAGAUAAUUGUGAACCACGUUAAUUUUUUGUUUUUUUACUAGUAGAAAAUAGAUUAUAAAUAAACGCAACUUCUAAUUUCUCUUGUAAAUGUGCUCUGAUGUCAUUUUGGCUUGGUAUGAAAUGCUUUUUAAAAUAAAUGUGUCACUGUUUAAAGUU
Rana temporaria (common frog) is the source of this 1938-nucleotide messenger RNA. It is a transcript of the gene LUC7L3, whose product is annotated as LUC7 like 3 pre-mRNA splicing factor. Lineage: Eukaryota; Metazoa; Chordata; Amphibia; Anura; Ranidae. The record is from RefSeq and is a predicted model, not a curated record. Bases 83 to 1432 code for a protein of 449 amino acids. The transcript has 11 exons. Gene Ontology annotation, cellular component: U1 snRNP; U2-type prespliceosome. Gene Ontology annotation, molecular function: mRNA binding. Gene Ontology annotation, biological process: mRNA splice site recognition.